GUGAAUGAAGGAAUUUGAAGAAAUAGAAAGAAGUCGCUAAUUUAUGUUAGACGGCGUCUUUAUUUUGAGUUUCAAUUGCUUAACUUUUGUGAUUGUUUCGAAACAUUACGCAGUGCCCUUGGAUCGUUACUUUAGUUAGUUUGACAAAAUUAUCCAAUAUGGGCGAUCAGCAAUUCUUUCUAAAAUGGAACGACUUCCAGACGAAUAUGGUCACAUCGUUUAGGCACUUGAGAGACGAGAAGAGCUUUACAGAUGUAACAUUAGCGUGUGAAGGACAAACGUGUAAAGCGCACAAAAUGGUCCUCUCUGCGUGUAGUCCAUAUUUCAAAAGCUUAUUAGAGGAAAACCCCUCGAAGCACCCGAUAAUAAUCCUGAAGGACGUGUCGUACCUGCAUCUGCAAGCAAUUCUGGAGUUCAUGUACGCCGGCGAGGUGAACGUGUCGCAGGAACAGCUGCCCGCUUUCCUCAAGACUGCUGCCCGGCUCAAGGUCAAGGGCCUAGCGGAGCCCCCACCGCAGAUGCCCAGCAUCAAACGAGAAGGCUAACCCACCGUUGGGCAAGUGCUAAAGACUGUAGUGAACGUAUGAGAAACACCAAUGUAACAUACCAAGUAAACACACCUCUUCGGUCCCACACUUGAGUACCUAUUUGCAAAUUUGUAGAAGGAGGCUCGCACUAUGGUUUUAUAUUGUUUGCACAUUGAUUUUUCAACAUAUUGCACUAAGCCACACUGACAAUACAUUUGUUGUUGAAUUUAUAACGCAUAUUAGUAUAUUAAUAUGAUUUAGUGACCACUGCUAAACGCAAUCAUGUUUUUUUAUAAUAGUACCAUAGUGCUCACUUCCUUCGAACAAUAGAGAAUCUCUUUCAGAUGAAGCAAUAUCUAUUUUAUAGAUUCAAAUCAAUAAUGCCAGUGGCCUUCAAAAUUAUAUUUGUGUAUAUUUUUGUUGGUUUGCUGUGCAGUUUCAAUUGAGAGUUGCGAUUUUGUUAGCCGUCGAUGUUUCACUGUGCUAUACACUCGCAAGAUGGUUUGGCAAGUCAUGAAUUCAUUAUAAUACCAAAUAUAAAAUAGUACCCACCGGCCAGUCUUCAGUAAAUAGUGAAAAAUAGGAUUUAAAAGUUAUUUUUUUACUCCCAUUAUUAAAAGUUGUGGAAUGCCAACGGUUUUCUGUUCAAAAAUAGUACCAUAAACAAUUUUUUUUAUAAUGAGAAUGAACGAUUUGCCAAAUCAUCCGAAAAUAAUAGUUGUUAGGUAUAGUUUUGUUUUACAUAACAAAAUGCAUUGAUGUGAUAGCAUAGGCAAGACAACCUCUACACCCCCUGUAAGUUACCUAGCGACCAAAGUGAAAUUAGAUAUUACUCCAAACUGCUUACUAACAUUGGAACUAUGCUAGCAUAUCAAUUGCCCCCAUAGGUCUAUCCACCAAUGGUUGCCUUACGAUUACUGACGUACGGUCUAUGGGAAUAGAUAUGGUUUACUUUACGUAAGUAACUUAGGUAAAUCACGAUAAGCGACUUACAAAGUCUUUACAUUUGCGAAUUAAUCAUGAGUUAAUUACAUGAGUAUUUAUAAGUAUAAAGCAGCCUUAUAAUCACAAAAAAUAUCACCUUUAACACACAAAACUAAUAUUAUUUCCACAUAAAAAGAAACUCAAUAAAGGUGGUAAUUUAGCGUGAAUUUACAGCUCAUUCAGUCCCAUUCUAUUCCCCAUAACCUUAAUACAAGUUGUGCGCCAAUUUUUACCUUAACGCUUACUUAAUGUAAGCGUCCAUAAAGUUUAUUUUACUGUCAUCAUUUUGAUGCUUAUAUUUAUUUGAAAUCGACAAAUCAUAUUAUCUAUUUUUUGCAAAUCAUGAUAAAAUUGACGUUCAACAUGUGUUUUAAUCGAUAGUGUGACACAGCUUGAUAGUAAUAGAUGUUAACACGUUUCUUGUAAAGAUAUAAUAACUAAUACCUCAGUAAUACGCCGAUAGGUUCGCCUUAAUUGAUAUAAUUAUGGUACUUACCCCUUUUUACCCAAAUUAAGGUUAGCGUCUAAAUUGGAUUUCACAAAUUUAUUUUAUGUUUAGUUUAUUCAAUGCUUAGUGAGCAAGUACUCUUAGAUUCCAAACCUAAUGGUUUCUCUUUUUUUGUGCUUUAUGGUAUUUAUUUAAUGUCAUUGGAAUUUCACAAAUGCAAUAUUAUUAUUAUUUAGCGGUGGUAAGAUACUCUAGGGCGAAUAUUUCGGCGACCUCACUAACUCUUACGUGACCUUGACCUGUAAAUCGAAGUCUUAUCAAGCGUAUUUAUGACAAACAUUUUAAUAUUCAACUCACACCAAUAGGAUAAUUAAUUUUUAUAAUAAUGUAUGUAUCAUAAUAUAAUGUUUCUCAUCAAUACGAAUGUUAUACUUCUGUACAAUUUAUAUUUCAAUAUUUCUUUACAUUUACUUAUUAAUAUGAAUUUCAUAUUUUUAUUAUUUCUACUUUAAAAUCAUUGGAAAAUCAUUUUUCUUUAUUAUGACUAAAUUUGAUAAAAAAUAGUACAAAACCUUUCGAAGGAAGGAAUUUCUUUAUUUUUAAUCAUAUUGACGAUCAAUCAAAUGUCAUCAGAGGCAUAUUGCAUCACACUAAGUUUUCGAAUUCAUUCACUAACUCGUGCCUACAAUGUGUUUAAGAUGUUAUAGAUGCAUAACUUGUGUGGAACAAUAUGGCAUUUUGGGCCUUGUAGUAAUUUGUAAGCGUUGAGAUAAGUGCAAUUUUUUUCUCAUUUUGUAUCAGUGUGUUGAGCAUAACAGUAGGCGAAAUAGUAUUAGGAUCUCACUUGAAUUAAUGAAUAUUCCAGCAUUUCUAUUAACACACUGUAUCGUUUAAUGUUCCCGAGUACUUUAAGUUCUUUUUGGUUCAGCACGUUGGUGUUAACUUUUAUUUUUGUCGUUUUUUGUUUGUCAACAACUUACUGCCACUUUCCGUUUCCCCCAGAUUCUUAUUAAAUAUAACUAUAUUGUUAGCAAAUGUUGUAUAAAAUGUAAAUGAAAUAUUUUUAGACGACAGAGUAAAGGUAUG
Ostrinia furnacalis (Asian corn borer) is the source of this 3045-nucleotide messenger RNA. Its product is annotated as longitudinals lacking protein-like. Gene Ontology annotation, cellular component: nucleus. The record is from RefSeq and is a predicted model, not a curated record. Gene Ontology annotation, molecular function: protein binding. NCBI's taxonomy places the organism in Eukaryota, Metazoa, Arthropoda, Insecta, Lepidoptera, Crambidae. Bases 159 to 545 code for a protein of 128 amino acids. The transcript has 5 exons. Gene Ontology annotation, biological process: regulation of transcription by RNA polymerase II.